Orbilia oligospora ATCC 24927 is the source of this 813-nucleotide messenger RNA. RefSeq lists its product as uncharacterized. Bases 1 to 813 code for a protein of 270 amino acids. The record is from RefSeq and is a predicted model, not a curated record. Lineage: Eukaryota; Fungi; Ascomycota; Orbiliomycetes; Orbiliales; Orbiliaceae. The transcript has a single exon.
AUGGAAUUCUCUAAUAGAGUCCUACAGCGUUGCGACCAUGGAUAUUCCCUCAGGCCUGAUGACAUAAGAUCUGCUUUGCUUUGUGGCAUUCACCAGCGCCACAAUCUCGACGUCGACUUUGAUAACCGCCCGAAAUUCCGUCCCCAAAAGCCCACAACAGGCAAUGCAACUGGAGCGCUUGAUAUCAAGAGUUGCGACUGUUUUCUUUCUAGAAUCCUCGUUUGUAGCAAUUGUAGAGCUCGGAUCAUGGACUGGAAGACCUACCAGGAACUAGCAAUGGUAGAGGAAGGUUCAAUGCUCUGCGCUCUGGCUCGUUUUCCCGGGAAAUGCCAACGUGGUCGCUCCUGUAGUUGUCAGGGCCGUGGCGUUGGUUGUCCUCAAUCAAACAUCCGCCAAUUCAAGAAAAAGGACAAAUUUGAAAGUAAAUGGCUAGGACGUUCGUCUGGCUUUAACGUCGUAAUGGCCCGCGGCGAUAAGAAGUUAAAGCGAUUGUUGGGUGAUGACUUCCGACCCACAUCAAGCAGCCACGCUCUCCAGAUUUCAUCUGAACUUGACGUCCCGCAAGUUUCUAAGGCGGUCAUUGUUCGCCGUAAAACUACAAAUUCCCAUGGCCAAUCUGAAAACUUGAGGACCCGGAUAAUCGAUAUCAAGCCUCCAUAUCGGUAUUGGGGCUGUAGCGGAAAAGUAGAAACUUCAAGGCUCAAACAAGACGGCACCCAGGAGUGGCAUGCAUCUACUUUCCGGUGGUGCUCUCUGUGCGAUAAAAGGAUUAACUUAGCUCAGCCUAAAUCUAUUUUUCUCUACUUUGGCUAA